Staurois parvus is the source of this 2304-nucleotide messenger RNA. Lineage: Eukaryota; Metazoa; Chordata; Amphibia; Anura; Ranidae. The record is from the annotation of a GenBank genome assembly.
AUGAAGCAAGUUGGGUUCAUUGGCUACUCUCCCAAUCCUAGAACAAAGCUCCGGAAUCAGGUGCCCUAUCAACUGGAAAACGAUUUUGAUACCUUUAACCAAGUUCCUGAAUCGCCAAUAGGACGCGAGGAAGAGCCUCACCUCUACAUGGUGCCCAAAAAGUACCGGAAGGUAACCAUAAAAUAUUCCAAACUUGGACUAGAAGACUUUGAUUUUAAACACUACAAUAAAACCUUGUUUGCUGGCCUUGAGCCUCAUAUUCCCAACGCCUACUGCAACUGCAUGAUUCAGGUGAUGUAUUUGAUGGAGCCAGUUCGAUGCCUUGUACAGAACCAUCUAUGUCAAAAGGAGUUUUGCCUAAGCUGUGAAUUGGGAUUCUUGUUCCACAUGCUGGAUUUGUCACGUGGUGAUCCUUGCCAAGCCAGUAACUUCUUGAGAGCUUUCCGAACCAUUCCUGAAGCAGCAGCACUGGGACUUAUUUUGGCCGAUUCAGAUGAGGCAACUGGAAAGGUCAAUCUUGGCCGUCUGAUUCAAAGCUGGUGCCGCUUCCUUCUGACUCAACUUCACCAAGAGACACAAGAGCUAGAAGGCCCACAGGCUUAUCGUGGUAUUGGAAGUGCCAGCAUGUUUGCAUCCACAGGGGGCUCUGUGAUUGGACAGCUGUUUGGAUGUGAAGUGGAGAACUGUAGCAUGUGCAGAUGCGGCAAGGAAACCGUGCGCCUUUCCACAACCCUACUCUUUACCUUGUCAUACCCUGAAGUCAACAGUAAUCGUAAAGAUCCACCAGACUACGAGUUUGUAGAGAUCCUUAGGAGAAGUAUCUGUCUGGAGCAGAAUACUCAAGCAUGGUGUGAAAAUUGUGAGAAGUACCAGCCUACAGUACAAACCCGCAAUAUUCGUUGUCUUCCUGAUGUGCUUGUUAUCAACUGUGAAGUUAACAGCACAAAGGAGGCAGAAUUCUGGAAGACUCAGGCAGAGUAUGCUUUCAAAAAGUCGCUGAGGAAAAUAGAGCCAUCUUUUUCAAUUCCAAAUGAAAGCCCAGGAGAAUGGAAUGCAUUCAAUAUUCCUGAGACUGCCCCUCCUCCACCACUGUUGCCUUCAGUGGAGGAACUUCGCAACGUAUGGGUGCCGUACUCUCUGAAGAUGAAGUUGUCCAAAAACAAAGAACUUGAGGUUCUAAAUUGUGAAGAUAAUGAGGAGCCAAAUCAGCCAGAGGAUGACAAAGAUGAAGCCACAAACAUAUAUGACCUUAUGGCAACUGUUGUCCACAUCUUAGAUCCUCGUACUGGUGGCAGCUUGGUAGCCCAUAUUAAAGUAGGAGAGACUUAUCACCAAAGAAAAGAAGGCGUGACACAUCAGCAGUGGUAUUUGUUAAAUGAUUUCCUUAUUGAACCUGUUGAUAAGUGCGAGGCUGUCCAGUUUGAUAUGAAUUGGAAAGUUCCUGCCAUUUUAUUUUAUACCAAGAGGAACCUAAAUUCCAAAUACCACCUGACAAUUAAGAACCCAAUCGAAGCCAGUGUGUUGUUGGCAGAAGCUUCUCUUGCCCGGAAACAACGAAAGUGCCAUGCCACGUUCAUUCCAUUGCUGCUGAAUGAGAUGCCACAGGCAGGAGAGCUAGUUGGGCUGGAUGCAGAGUUUGUUACACUCAAUCAGGAAGAAGCUGAGCUUCGAAGUGAUGGGACAAAGUCUACUAUAAAACCAAGUCAGAUGUCAGUGGCUCGAAUUACAUGUGUAAGGGGACAAGGGCCUAAUGAGGGUAUUCCUUUCAUAGAUGACUACAUCUCCACCCAGGAACAGGUGGUCGAUUACCUGACGCAAUACUCUGGAAUUAAACCUGGUGACUUGGAUGCCAAGAUCUCAUCCAAACAUUUAACAACACUUAAAUCCACAUAUCUUAAAUUAAGGUUCCUCAUCGAUGUAGGAGUCAAGUUUGUGGGUCAUGGUCUUCAGAAAGAUUUUCGAGUGAUAAAUCUGAUGGUGCCAAAAGAUCAGGUGAUUGAUACCGUAUAUUUGUUUCACAUACCACGCAAAAGAAUGAUCUCUCUUCGAUACUUGGCAUGGUAUUUCCUUGACCUCAAGAUCCAAGGAGAGACACAUGAUAGUAUUGAGGACGCACGAACCGCUCUACAGCUUUAUCGCAAAUACUUGGAGCUAAGUCGAAAUGGAACAGAGCCAGAUAAUUUUCGGAAAGUCCUAAAGACUCUUUAUGAAAAGGGUCGGAAGAUGGACUGGAAGGUUCCGGAACCAGAGAGCCAAAACAGCCCAAAAAAUGCGCCAGUGUAUUCUGCUAUGGUGGGACUUUAA